AUGACUUCAUUCACAUUUUCAAAGUUCUCAAGCAAUGUUGUUGACGAGAAUGUUAAGGUACCAACUAACAUUGAUGAAGCAUUGGCCCUACCUGAGUGGAGACAGGCAGUUAUGGAAGAAAUGGAAGCUCUUGAGAAAAAUAACACUUGGGUAGUGGUAAACCUACCAAAGGGAGCAAAAUCGGUUGGAUGUAAGUGGGUGUUUAAUCCAAAGAAUAAAGCUGAUGGAAGCUUAGAAAAAUACAAAGUAAGAUUGGUUGCCAAGGGUUUCUCACAAACCUAUGGCAAGGACUACACAGAAACUUUCGCACCAGUGGCAAAGUUAAACAUAAUCAGAAUUUUACUAUCACUAGCUGUCAACCUAGAUUGGCCUCUGCAUCAAUUGGAUGUCAAAAAUGCUUUCCUCAAUGGAGAACUCAAGGAAAAGGUCUAA
Messenger RNA from Neltuma alba, 432 nucleotides. RefSeq lists its product as uncharacterized. Bases 1 to 432 code for a protein of 143 amino acids. Lineage: Eukaryota; Viridiplantae; Streptophyta; Magnoliopsida; Fabales; Fabaceae. The record is from RefSeq and is a predicted model, not a curated record. The transcript has a single exon.